This is a messenger RNA of Ostreococcus lucimarinus CCE9901, 819 nucleotides long. RefSeq lists its product with no specific name. The transcript has a single exon. The record is from RefSeq and is a predicted model, not a curated record. Lineage: Eukaryota; Viridiplantae; Chlorophyta; Mamiellophyceae; Mamiellales; Bathycoccaceae. Gene Ontology annotation, biological process: cell morphogenesis; regulation of cell septum assembly. The coding region runs from base 1 to 819 and encodes 272 amino acids.
AUGCGCGCGGCGGCGGCCCGCGUCGCCUCCGGGACGCGCGCGCGCGCGUCGCCGCGGUGUCGCGCGCGGGCGGCCUCGACGCCGCCGCGCGCGCCCGCGCUCGUGAUUUCGCGCACGGUGCGCGCUGGAGAGCGCGUCGAACACGACGGCGAUGUGUUGGUGUGCGGGGACGUCGAGCGGGACGGUGCGGUGCGCGCGACGCGCGGCGACGUCACCGUCUGGGGCUCGCUCUUGGGUGAAGUCGAGGCUUGCGAACCAGACGCGUGCGUGCGGGCGAUCGACAUGCGGCCGGCGGCGCUGCGCGUCGGCGGCGCGCGGUGGCGGUUGUCGACGGCGAAGGACGCGACUGGACGGCCGGCGGUCGCGCGCGCGGCGGCGGACGGCGUGGAUGUGGUCGUAUGCGAUGAAAACGUCGGAGGAGAUUGCUCGACGUCGACGAGCGUGCGGCGAUCGAGUCUGUUGACGGGCGCGUACAUCGGCGCCGUCGGUUUGGCGUUGCUCGUCGCGCCCGCGGCGACGUUUUCCAUCCUGUUUAACGCCGCAGACAUCACGAGCGCGUGGAUUCGCGUGUUUGGAGUGCUUUGCGUGACGUUUGGGGCGUAUUACGUCGGCACGCCGCUGUACGAACUUCGAGGUUUCGGCGCCGAAUCGUUUUACCGCAGCACCGUUCUCGGUCGAGCCUUUGUCUUCGCCUCGCUCUGCGUCUUGGCCGCGUUCGAGCGGCGCGCCAGGGUCGGUUUAAUCGCACUCGGCGUCAUAAACGCUUUGAGUGCGUCUGUCAUGCAUCGCGCGCUCGAGCGUGGGCGGGAUCGCGAGUGA